AUAUUGGACAGAAUUUUUAUGCAAGUAGAACAAUACCUAUGUAGCAUAUGUAAUAGUUAUUAAAGUCAAAAUAGUCCAUUCAUUAUGUGUCUGUACUAUAGAGAGAUGUAGGACAGUUUUUCGGUGUGUGUUUUGAGUAGAGUAACCUUUUAAAAUGAUAAAUAUAUUCUUAGAAAGUCGUAUUUUGGGUGAAAUAAACCUUUAAAGCAACACCUUGAACACUUUAACAUCCAUCCAGUUUGCAGGGGGCCUCCUGACACACCAGGGUCAAGCUGCAGCCUCCUCUGCUGCAGUGAGCUUCAGGCUGCAGUUACUCUGCCACACCUCUGGACGGCGCUACACUGGUCCGACACGAAAAUACCUCCCGGAAGAAACACCGACCGCGCUUCAGUUGUUCCGCAAAAGGGGAAAACAGCCAAUGCAGUCCUGCUCUAGAGCCAAUAUCUGACAUCGACCAGUGAUCAGCCUCACGCCUGGAACAUCUGAGCUCCAGCACCGCCCGCAUCGACACGACCACCGAGUGUUACCCGGGAGACAUGCGCAGGGUGUGGGUGUGCUGACCGCCUGGUACCGAGCUCACCUGCUGCUGCUGCUGAUGGAGAACAUCGAGGAGCCGUCGCCGCUCCGGAUCACCCCGACCGUCCGGGCGCUGAGCUCCGCGCUGCGGGGGAAGCGAGACUCCGACCGGGGCAACGGCGACAGGGUGUUCCCCGAACCGGAGAAGCUCUGGUUCAAGGAGAGCAGCGCGAAAAACCUCCGGAACAGAGACUUCUUGUCGCCGACCACGAUGCUCAACACGCUGUAUGCGGACGGACAGGUCCCUCCAGCUGUCAUGUCCAGAGUCCUGUCCCUUCGUGGCAGCGGUGUCCUCCCUGUAGCCGGAGGGGAGGUGAUGGGUGAAGGUCUGAGGGUGAGGGUGGACCGGGCUGCAGCUUUCAAGACUGUGCUGGCGGGUGGAGCGGCAGAAUACCUGAAGCCCUCGAGUCAGAGACAGGGCUGUGUGGUGCUGAACUGCCCCGCGCUGCACCCGAGACCCAACACACCCACCCCGGACACGCUGAGUCUGGGCCAGCUGAGGACCGUGCUGCUGGCUGACCACAUGGGGGCGCUGCUGAGAAGACAGGGGUUUGCAGUGUCCUUCUGCCCCACGCUUCCCAAAGACAGUGACAUCAACACCUUCCUCCGAGCUCUGGGCAUCGAUUGGCCGACGGCUCCGGCCAACUGGACCAAUGAGGGGCGAGAGGAGAAGAUCCAGGAGGCGCUGGAGAACUCGGCGUACAGAGAGAAGGAAACGGAGCGAGGAAGGAGGACCAGCGGAGGGGGAGCGAAGAAAGCCGAGGAGGGGGAGGACGAGGGAGCGCUCAGGGUCAACCUGAAACGGGUUUUCCAAGAAGAGGGGCUGCUGGGAUACGACCCGAGCCUCGGUACCUGCACAGUUCACAGAGACAGCGUUUCCCACCUGGCGCAGCUGGACCUCUCCACAGCCGACUGCAAAGUAGCCAUGGUAACGGCGUUACAUGUGACUUCGUGUCAGGAUGAGUUUCGCCAGCAGCAGAUAGCGAUGCUGUGGAGAGCAAGCGGUGCGACACACACACAGAGACAUCUGGUGUGUGGGCCUGUGAAGACUCCGGGUUCUCACCUCACCGCUGCACAGUACCUACAGCUGAGAAGAGGUCAGAUGAAGGAGGCCUCAGAGAUGAAGUAUGGAGAUCAAGUAGAAGGUCAGACGUGGGAUGACAUCAUCAAAGUGAUGACCUCGGCCACGGUCAGAUUUGAGCUGCUGUCAACGGUCCACACCAGUCCUGUGACGCUGGACGUCCAGAGGGAGGGAGGCGUGUCGACCAAAGGGCCCAGAGGAGGAGUGUUUGUCAUGUACAACUGCGCCAGACUGCACACUCUGUUCGACAGCUACGAGAGAGGGGUGGAGAAGGGUUUGUACCCAGAAAUCCCUGAAGGCUCCCAGCUGGACUUUGCUUCUCUGAAAGAAGAGGGCGAGUGGCUCCUCCUGUUCAAUUACCUCAUUCCUUUCUCGGAGCUGCUGGACCAAUCAGGACAGGCGCUGGACUGUGAAGGAGGAGGAGCCAGAGUGAACAUCAAGACUGAACAGAUCUGUAAAUUUCUCGUGUCUCUCAGUAAAGACUUCAGCUCGUACUACAACAGAGUCCACGUGUUGGGGGAGCCGCUGCCUCACCUCUUCAACCAGAUGUUUUGUCGCCUGUACCUGCUGAGAGCGUUGAGAGAGCUCUACCACAGCGCCCUGGACUCGCUCAACCUUCCCCCCAUCAGGCAGCUAUAGCCUCCACACAGCGCCAGCCCUCCUCCCUCCCUCCCUCACCCCCGUCACACUCACACCUCCCUACCUACAUGUUGUGUAUCCAGCUGACACAGUCUCACCUUUCUGGCAGUGUUACAGCUAAUUACGACAUUUCACCCGCCCACCGUUCUGCUUCCGCCUCGUCAGUGUAACUGGACAUAUUUCAGUGUUUAAAUAUUUUAUAAAACGCUACCCAUCAAUGCUGCAGUGUAACGAGGGAUUCUCCUGGAAAAUCUGAGCUGUUUGGAUGGAAGAUACCGUCUUGCUGUCUUGCCAAUAGCUAGAUGGGAAGUUAAAUACCACUUGGAUGUCUGAACAGUAACUAUGAAGCUACCAAAAGCAGCCAGUUGAUCUAAAAAUGGGGAAACAGCAAGUCGGCCUCCCUGCACCUUGUAGAGCUCAGUAGUUGGAAUAUUACAUCUUGUUUGUUUCUGAACAAAAAUUGAAGAAUAAAAAUGGAAAUUCAGGGUUUUGAGGGAGAUAAAUUGUACCGUGGCUGUAAAGAAGCUGCUGGUAUCAGUCCUAUUAUGUAACUGUAGGUGAGAAAGCAAGUAUAACCUAACAUGUCAAAGUAUUCCUAUGUCUGGAUUUAGCAUGCUGGUGUAGAUUCCCCCCUAAUAAGCAGGCAACACAUAAUAAUGGACCACAUCUAAGUUAGUGAAGUUAGGA
Molecule: messenger RNA, 2983 nt
Organism: Stegastes partitus (bicolor damselfish)
Lineage: Eukaryota; Metazoa; Chordata; Actinopteri; Pomacentridae
Gene: dalrd3
Product: DALR anticodon binding domain containing 3
Exons: 13
Coding region: 596-2296 (566 amino acids)
Biological process (GO): arginyl-tRNA aminoacylation; tRNA C3-cytosine methylation
Molecular function (GO): arginine-tRNA ligase activity; ATP binding; tRNA binding
Source: RefSeq, a predicted model, not a curated record